GCACCCACGAGUCCGAACGAUGGCCGUCAAUGGGUACAUUUCAGAAAAUAACACAUGUUCAAAAAUCGAAGAAGACAAACACCUAAUUUCGAAAAAAGUAUGUUGGAAACUGUAUGCUGGUUGCCAAGACUGUUCCCUAAAUGGUUCCGUUGAAUUGAUACCGCAGUUCGAAGAUUUCGGGCCAAGGUUGAUACGAAUUCGUAUGAACGAUCAAAUUCGGGAACUUCAGACAAUUUUGCGUGACCCACAAACAGACAGAGGUGAUUUUGUGUUUUAUGCAGAUCGACUGAUUCGAUUAGUAGUAGAGGAAGGUCUAAACCAGCUCCCAUAUGAGGAAGUGGUAGUGACAACACCAACAGGUGGAAAGUAUAAUGGUCUCAAGUUCAAGAAAGGCAACUGUGGUGUUAGCAUCAUGCGAAGUGGGGAAGCAAUGGAGAAAGGUCUAAGAGAUUGCUGUCGUUCCAUUCGUAUUGGGAAGAUUUUAAUUCAAUCUGAGACAACUACAUCAAAACCACAGGUUUACUAUGCAAAAUUCCCAUUUGAUGUUGACAAGAGACAGAUAUUACUGAUGUAUCCGCUUUUAAAUACGGGUGCAACUAUAAUUGAAGCUGUCAAAGUACUUGCUGAACAUGGUGUUAAAGAGGAAAAUAUUAUAUUUCUUAAUCUUUUUGCAACACCUCAUGGUGUGAAGAAUAUCUUGAAUCGAUUCACAAAACUGAGAAUUUUAACCUCUGAAAUCAGUCAGGAUAUAGUCUUGAACUUUGGACGAAAAUAUUUUGGAACAGAGUAAUGAAAAAGGUUGUGUUUAUGUAUAUAAGAGUAUACUGUGUAUAUAUGAGAUAUAUAUGGCCAUAUUUUGAAAGUUCUUGUCAGACCGGUAUUUCAUUCCUGUGAAUUUGGUGCAGUCAUAAUUGGAUUUCGCAUUCUGAAGACCGUGUGUGAAAUAUAUGUCAUACACUUUGUAAAAUAUGUGUUUUUUAUAGUGAUUCUAUAACUUGUCAUGGCUUAAAAAAAGGGUAAAAAUUUUGAAUAUUUAAGUAUAAAUUAGAGUGAAUU
This is a messenger RNA of Dendronephthya gigantea, 1056 nucleotides long. Its product is annotated as uracil phosphoribosyltransferase homolog. The transcript has 8 exons. The coding region runs from base 20 to 790 and encodes 256 amino acids. Lineage: Eukaryota; Metazoa; Cnidaria; Anthozoa; Malacalcyonacea; Nephtheidae. The record is from RefSeq and is a predicted model, not a curated record.